GAGGAGGCCUUUUGGACCCUGCCCUUCUAGAAUCACCAUCGAACAGCCAUGCCCUCCGGCGACCAGUGCAGCAGAAUGGCCCUCGCCAGUUGGUGUCCUCUGAUCUGGGCUGUGAUCAGCACUGUUCACUUGAGGCUGAUUGAAAGCAAAGGUCCAGAAGAGAUCCAGCUGGAAGUGGCCACCAAAUAUGGGCUUCUGCGAGGGAAACCAGCAGAUGUGAAAGGAACGGAGCAGCUGGUCAGUGUCUUCCUGGGGAUUCCUUUUGCAAAGCCUCCGACGGGACCCUUGAGAUUCUCCCCACCACUGCCGCCUGAGCCGUGGGAUGGCGUAAGAGAUGCAACAGCUCACCCAGCAGUGUGCCCACAGGAUCUGGAGAUUCUCAAAGGCGUUGAGAAAAGGUGGAAAGAAAAACACCCCACCUUCCGAAAUGCCGAAGACUGUUUAUACUUAAACAUUUAUGCCCCAGCCCAGCCAUCCAAGAAGUCCAAGUUGCCUGUGAUGGUGUGGAUCCACGGAGGGAAUUUUGUUUUUGGGGCUGCAUCCAGGUUUGAUGGCUCAGCAAUAGCUGCCUAUGAAGAUGUGGUGGUGGUGACCAUUCAGUACCGGCUGGGUGUUCUGGGAUUCUUUAGUACAGGGGAUGAGAGCGCGCGAGGAAACUGGGCCUUUCUGGAUCAGCUGGCAGCCCUCCAGUGGAUCCAGGAGAACAUCGAGCCUUUUGGGGGGGAUCCAGAGUCUGUGACUCUCUUUGGAGUCUCUGCAGGAUCCUUCUCUAUUUCAGCCCUUGUUCUGUCUCCCUUGUCCAAGGGCUUAUUCCACAAAGCUAUCCUAGAAAGCGGAGUUUCACAGCUUCCAACUACCUUCAACUCCAACCCUCAGCUUCAUGCAAAAAGAAUUGCUCAUUCGUUUGGCUGCAGGGCGGCCACAUCAGCUGCCAUGGUCCAGUGCCUCAGGCAAAAGAGCCUUCCGGAGCUGACCGUCAAAGACAUCCUGAUGCAGAACAUUGGCCCAGUUUUGGAUGGUGUCUUUAUGCCCAAGACCCCUGAAGAGAUGCUGGCAGGAAAAGAGUUCAGUGCUGUGCCUCUCAUGGUGGGAGUCACAAACCAUGAAUUUGGAUGGAAUACACGUGUGACAUCACCCUUGAAAGCAUUAAAGGAAUUGGGAGACAGAAACACCAUCCGCUUCCUUUCAGAAAUGAUCCUCCCCUUGUUGGGUGUCCCACGUGAAAUCCUGCCUGUGGUCCUGGAUGAAUAUCUAGGAGAAACGACCCACCUGGAUGAACUAAGAGACGGGUUCCUGGACUUGCUGGGAGAUGUGGCCAUUAUUAUCCCAUCGAUUAAAACACUAAAUUAUCACAAGGCCUCUGGAGCUCCUGUUUACCUCUUUGAGUACCAGCACCGGCCCAGUUUAUACCAUGAUACGAAACCAGAUUACGUGAAAGCGGAUCACGCAGAUGAAGUCGGCUUUGUCUUCGGAGGGCCCUUUCUGACCGGGGACAUCCGCCUGCGUGACGAAGCCACAGAGGAAGAGAAGCGCCUCUCAAGGACCAUCAUGAAAUACUGGGCGAACUUUGCUCACAGCGGAAACCCAAAUGGAGAAGGUCUGGUGGAGUGGCCGGCCUAUAACGCCGAGGAGCAGUAUCUGGAGCUGAACCUGAAGCAGAAGGUAUCGAAGAAGCUGAAGGAGAAGAGAGUGGAAUUCUGGACAAAGACCGUCCCUGCGAAGAUGGAGGCGAUGCCAGGGAAGCACACCGAGUUCUAAUUCUGUCAAGAGUAAAUAUACAAAAGUGCAUGACAGAAAGAGAGACCGCUUUAAAAGUGUUCUAGUUAGUCAGAAA
This is a messenger RNA of Hemicordylus capensis (graceful crag lizard), 1834 nucleotides long. RefSeq names its product carboxylesterase 5A-like. Gene Ontology annotation, biological process: presynaptic membrane assembly; chemical synaptic transmission; postsynaptic membrane assembly. The transcript has 13 exons. The record is from RefSeq and is a predicted model, not a curated record. Bases 49 to 1758 code for a protein of 569 amino acids. NCBI's taxonomy places the organism in Eukaryota, Metazoa, Chordata, Lepidosauria, Squamata, Cordylidae. Gene Ontology annotation, cellular component: cell surface; synapse. Gene Ontology annotation, molecular function: neurexin family protein binding; signaling receptor activity.